Messenger RNA from Caenorhabditis angaria, 940 nucleotides. The record is from the annotation of a GenBank genome assembly. Lineage: Eukaryota; Metazoa; Nematoda; Chromadorea; Rhabditida; Rhabditidae.
AUGUUUUUUUUAUUGCAGAGCAAAGCAAAGAAGGGAUUUGGAUUUGACCGAAUGACGAGUAAGUUUUUCGUCGGCGGCGCCGCUUUUUUCGUGUCUUGGGACCCUUUUUAUUAGAUGUAUCUCGAGAGAAGCUAGAAAAAUAUCCAUCUUUUUUGAGUGAGUGGAUAUAUUUUCUAUUUAGACAAGUUCGUCUUAUUUUCUGAAAACUUGAAAUAUUUGAAAAUGACACGUAAGUUUUUGUAUUAAUAACAAAGUGAGGGUUGAUAUUAUCCCGCCGAAAUAAAAAUUUCACUUUGAGCUCCAACAAAAAAUCCCAGUACAUCAUUAAAUUUUCAUGCAAAAUUUCUUGAACGUUUUUUUUUGCGGAAUUUUUAAUUAGGGUUUAAGUAACCUCCUCAUCUUGCAUUUCAGUCUACAUAGAUUGUCGUGCACUCUUUUUUUCUUCUUCUCAAAAUGAGUCAUUCAGAUUGUCCUCCACAUUGGAGUGGAGCUGCUUGUGAUUGGCCAAUUUGUCAAAAUGGACGAGCUGAUCCGUCUACAAAAACCUGUACGUGUCGGAAUUACUACUCUCCACCAUUUUGCAUUUCCUGCUUGCCAGGUUGGUUUUUUCUAGUUUGCAUUGAUUUACGAAACACAUUUUUUGCAGGCUAUUGGGGUGAAUCUUGCGAUCGUAUUCCACUGAAAAGAAUAAAUCCAACUAGUGAUUUUCCAAUUGCAAUUCCACCGGUUCUUUUGAAACCAAUUCUUGGCUUGAUUUUAUUUCUUAUUGUAUUUUUGAUUGUUGUUGGAAUUCAUAGGUGAGCUAGAAUUUUUUCUGAACCAUUUUCCUUGAAACCCCCUCCCUUUAAAAUUUUCCAGACUGCGUGUACAUUUUCGAAAUCGCCAUCCUCCACGAUACGAUGACAUCGCAAAAGAUCUACCACCUCCAUAUGCAACUUAA